Messenger RNA from Xenia sp. Carnegie-2017, 2179 nucleotides. RefSeq names its product amyloid-beta precursor-like protein. Gene Ontology annotation, molecular function: transition metal ion binding; heparin binding. The coding region runs from base 119 to 1834 and encodes 571 amino acids. The transcript is spliced from 11 exons. Gene Ontology annotation, cellular component: membrane. The record is from RefSeq and is a predicted model, not a curated record. Lineage: Eukaryota; Metazoa; Cnidaria; Anthozoa; Malacalcyonacea; Xeniidae.
AAGUAGCAAGAGAAUAUUUAACUUUUGUUUGUCACGAAAGUGUUUCGCUUUAUUCGCACUCAAAUACUUCUGGUUGUAAAGAUUAUUUCAAAGUAAAGUAACGUUACAAAGGAAAACUAUGAUAUUAUUUACAUUUUGUGCUGCUAUUUGCAUCUUGAUGGUUCAGGCCAUCAAAAUCAAUGAAAUGAAAGACUUGAAUUUUGAGCCAAAAUUAGCUCUUCAAUGUGGCAAGAUAGCUAAGUAUGUUGAUGUUUCAAGUGGGUUAUGGAAAGAUAGUGAUGAAGAAGUGUGUUCCAGUGAUCCUCAUGAAGUUCUAAAAUUCUGUAAGAAAACAUAUCCUGAUGUUGAAAUCACCAACAUUGUUGAAGCCAAUGAGAAUGUUACUAUUUGCUCGGGAAAGGAUUGCAUGUCAUCUUACUCUGUACUUCCAUACAGAUGUCUUGUUGGAGCAUUUGAAGCUGAUGCUCUUAGCUAUCCCACGGAGGGGCAAUGUAACUUUGGAUAUGUACAUGAAAGCAAAACCUGUAAUAGUCAUGAUUAUUGGCAUGGAAGAGCAAGCCUUAUCUGCCAAAACAAAGGAAAAAGUUUGAUAAGAUAUGGCAUACUUCUCCCAUGUGAUGUUGACAUGUUUACUGGUGUCGAAUAUGUUUGUUGUAAGAAGACUGAUGAACAGAAACCAACAAAAUCACUCGAUAGUAAUGUUGAUAGUGGUGUGGUUGAUGUUUUGAAAACUAAUUCUGAUUCUGAAUUGGAAGACUUGUUGAAAAAGUUUGCUGCUCAUAUUCCAACCAUAAGCAAAGGUUGUAAACGUUCUAAGUAUAACACAAAGAGUGAUCUCCUGUUAAAAUUGAAAAAUGGCAAAGUGAGAGAUUUAACUAAAAAACUGAAUGAAGCCAAAGCUCGAAUGGAGGAGUUGAAAAAGGACGAUCCACAACAAGCAAAGGCUAUGUACAAAAAAAGUCUAAACAUUUUUGAGAGUACACUGAAAAAUAUUGAAAGCCAGGCAAAGCUCGAUCAAUUGCAGUUGUCACAGGAAAAGAAAGAAUGUGUUCAAAUGAACUUGAACCACAAGAAACAUAUUGCUAUGAAUGCAUUUAUUGAUGCUGUGAGAAAUCAUCAAGAUAAACCUAGAAAGAUUAUCAAGGCUUUUCAUCGUUUUAUGAAUGUAUUGCAAAGCGACCAAGAUGCAAAUAUGCACAGUUUUUCAAAAAAACUUUUGGGGAAAGGUCCAAAGAUGUUGAUAAGUUACAGAGAUCUUUUCUUAUCGCAUUUGAAUAUCGUGAAAACACCAUUGAGAGAAGCUGUUAAGAUAUUAAAGCACAUUGACUCAGUUCAUGGAAAGAUUGAUUUCAAUUUACCUCCUUUUGCCAUGGAUAUUGAUUUUGAGUUUGCUCACAAGCCCAAGACAACUGCUCCACCACCAACAACUGCUCCAGUGGAAACCAAACCUCUUGAUUCAAAUGAAGAUGACGGAACACUCGGCCUUGAUAAAGACGAGCAAAAACGUGAACAUGAGCAUGAUUCUACAUCUCCUACUGAAGAUUUACCUGUACACAACGGCAUGCUAUUUGGAAGGCCGCAUGCUCCUAAUGGCAAACAUGUACAUCCUAUCAGAUCACGUGCAGUCUUUGCUGCAAUCAUUGGUUUGAGUUGUGGUGCUUUGGUGAUCAUGGUGGUCAUUGUGUUGGCAUUAUUUGUCAGAAAAAGUACGCCAAAGAAAUGCACCAAGACCGUGAUUGCUGAUGACGAUGACAACUCCCAAGAGAAACGUCAUCUUUUGAAGAUGCAAGAAGAUGGAUUUGAAAAUCCCACCUACAAGUUCUUUGCUAAUUAAUCUUUUCGUGAACUUUCUAUUACUUACAUUAUUUCUGUGUAUAAGACUCAAGUUGUGUAGAUUAUUUGCUACAAAUGCUUACAUGAAAUGAAAGAUGUAAUAUGAUUUUUAAAGCACUUUGUAUGCGAUAAAUAGGUUAGUGUGGUCGAUUUUAUAUAGUUUCAGCAUAUUUAUUUUUUCCUACUAUUCAUAUAUAAAUAACGUAGAAAAAAGAGGAAGUUCUUGCCAGCAGUGUGAGGUGAACCCAGCAUUUGUGUUUUUCAAGUACUUAUACAUAACUACUAGUAAUAUAUAUAAGAAACUUGUACCGCAAGCCUUUAAUGAAUUAUACUCUUUAAACAAAAA